This is a messenger RNA of Eptesicus fuscus (big brown bat), 2363 nucleotides long. RefSeq names its product NLR family pyrin domain containing 10 (gene NLRP10). Gene Ontology annotation, cellular component: cytoplasm. NCBI's taxonomy places the organism in Eukaryota, Metazoa, Chordata, Mammalia, Chiroptera, Vespertilionidae. The record is from RefSeq and is a predicted model, not a curated record. Gene Ontology annotation, molecular function: ATP hydrolysis activity. The transcript has 3 exons. Gene Ontology annotation, biological process: positive regulation of inflammatory response. The coding region runs from base 86 to 2002 and encodes 638 amino acids.
UCUCCAGGCCUGGAGCCUCUAGGGGAGGCAGACCCGAGAGCCUUCAUAGUCACAGGUCUGAACUUGACCCUUCACACCAAGUACCAUGGCCCUGGCCCUGGCCAACAACCCACAGGAGGCAUUGCUUUCGGCCUUGAGAGACCUUGACGAAAAUGACUUCAAGAUAUUCAAGUUCCACUUACGGGACAGUACCCUGCUUGGGGGCCAGGGGCUGCCCCGAGGGGAGCUGGAGGGCCUGAGUCGGGUGGACCUGGCUUCUCGGCUGGUUUUGAUGUACGGAGCGCAGGGGGCUGUGAAAGUGGUGUGCAAGGUGCUGGAGGUCAUGAAGCUGUUAGAACUCGUGGACCAGCUCAGCCACAUCUGUCUAAAUGAUUACAGAGACACAUACCGAGAGUACGUGCGCUGCCUGGAGGAGAGGCAGGAAGAGGGAGUCGGCCGCAGCUACAGCCCGCUGGUCCUGGUGGCCAUGGCCAGCCCGGGGAGCCCCGAGCCCGAGCCCGAGCAGGAGCUGGACCGUGUCACGGUGGAGGCCCUGUUCGAUCCGGGCGAGAAGCCCGCCCCGGGCCCGGCCACAGUGGUGCUGCAGGGGUCCGCUGGCUCCGGGAAGACGACGCUGGCAAGGAAACUGGUGCUGGACUGGGCGGCCGGCGCCGCGCGGUACCCGGGCCGGUUUGAUUACGUCUUCUACGUGAGCUGCAGGGAAGUGGGCCUGCUGCCGGGGGCCACGCUGGACCAGCUCCUCCUCUGGUGCUGCGGGGACGGCCAGGCGCCCGUGGCGGAGAUCCGGAGGCAGCCCGAGCGGCUCCUGUUCAUCCUGGACGGCUACGACGAGCUGCAGCGGCCCUUUGCCGUGCGGCUGAAGAGGCCGGGGCCCGGGCCCGCGCAGGACCUGCUGCACCGGCUCAUCCGGAGGGAGGUGCUGCCCGCCUGCUCCCUCCUCAUCACCACGCGGCCCCUGGCCCUGCGGAACCUGCAGGCCCUGCUGAGACGACCGCGCCACGUCCACGUCCGAGGCUUCUCGGAGGAAGAGAGGGAGCGGUACGUCCGGUCCUAUUUCGCAGACGAGGAGCAAGCCCAGAAGGCCUUGGACUUCGUCCGGGGCAAUGACGUUCUCUACCAAGCAUGCCAGGUGCCGGGCAUCUGCUGGGUGGUCUGCUCCUGGCUGAAGGGGCGCAUGGAGAGAGGCGGGGAGGUCUCGGAGACUCCCAGUAGUGGCACCGACAUCUUCAUGGCCUACGUCUCCACCUUCCUGCCGCCCAGUGACAGCGACGGGCCCUCCGAGCUCACCCGGGACAGGGUCCUGAGGGGUCUGUGCUCCUUGGCAGCCGAGGGGAUCCAGCACCAGAGGUUCCUGUUCGAAGAAGCUGACCUCAGGAAGCACAGUCUGGAUGGGCCCAGCCUUGCUGCUUUCCUGAGCAGCCACGAUUACCAGGAGGGGCUCGACAUCAAGAAGUUCUACAGCUUCCGCCACAUCAGCUUCCAGGAGUUUUUCCACGCCAUGUCCUACCUGGUGAAAGAGGACCAGAGCCAGCUGGGGGAAGAGUCCCUCAGGGAGGUGAACAGGCUGCUGGGUGACCGGGAGCAGGCGGCGGGGGAGGCCAUGACCCUCAGCAUGCAGUUCCUGCUGGACAUAUCGAAAAAGGAGAGCUCCUCCAACUUGGAGCUCACGUUCUGCUUCAAAAUCUCCCCCUCGAUAAAGCAGGAUCUGAAGAAUUUCAAGGAGCAGAUGACCUCUCUAAAGCAUCACAGGACCUGGGAGUGGGACUUCUUCCUGAAUGAGGCCAAAAUGAAGAGUCUGGCAAGCAGUGUUCAGAUAAGCAAUGUGGCACUGAAGAUGGAGCAUUCAAAUGAAAAGAAACCCCACAGCAGGAGUUCACUUUUUGUCAAAACCAGCUUGAGUAAUGCCAAGGAAGAGGAGCAAAAAUGUCUAGAGAACGAAGGGAAUGCAGCAGGGACACAAAAGCAGGCUGCGAACGGGAAAGGCAGAGGGAAGAGGAACUAGAGACCAGAAGGGGAGGAAGGGGAGGAGGACAGGAAGCACAGAAAUGGGAACACUCGAGCUGAUGGCGGGGUGGAGAGACAGAGGAAGGGGGAAGACGGUAGAAAGGAACGGAGAGAUGUGAGGUCGAAUUAAUGGGCACGAGGAGUGGAAGGACGGAACAGCAAACAGAAAAGAGAAGCAGAUAGAGGGCCCUGUGGAAUGAGUCCUUAGGAACAACCACAGGUGUCCACAGUGGCUCAGCAUUAGUCAUUUAGCACCGCCCACCCCCCCACCCCCCACCCAAGGCUGUUUGUAAAUUCCCCAAAUGUAGUCUUAUGAGAGUCUGACAUUUGACUCUUUCCUAUAAAAAUAAACUCCUUAA